This is a messenger RNA of Rhincodon typus (whale shark), 537 nucleotides long. Its product is annotated as thioredoxin-like. The transcript has 5 exons. Gene Ontology annotation, molecular function: protein-disulfide reductase activity. The record is from RefSeq and is a predicted model, not a curated record. Lineage: Eukaryota; Metazoa; Chordata; Chondrichthyes; Orectolobiformes; Rhincodontidae. The coding region runs from base 100 to 411 and encodes 103 amino acids.
AAGGGACUCAACUGGCCCAACCAGUUCCUCUUCUUGCACUGUAUAAAUUGCAGGGUUCCAGGCCGUUGGUGCUAGAUUACAGACCAACUGCCUGCCACAAUGAUCUGCACUCUUAGCAGCAAGGCUGAAUUUGAUGACAAAUUGAAGGAGGCUGGAAGCAAAUUAGUUGUGAUUGACUUCUAUGCAGAUUGGUGUAUGCCUUGCACCAACCUUGCAAAAUGGUACAAUGAACUUCCAGACCAAUAUCCUGAUGUGAUCUUCUGCAAAGUAAACACAGAUGAUGCUGAAGAUUUGGUUGAAGAAUUUGCCAUCCACAGUAUACCAUACAUUCUGCUCUUCAAGGAUGGGAAUAUGAUAAAAGCAGACAACAACAAAGAAGAACUGAAGAAAAAAAUUGAAAGUCUUAAAUGAGUCCAGUCUUUUUCUGAAACCAAGUAAAUAGGAGUAAAAUGCAAAAUUAAGUGAUAAUUCCAUGUGAUAGCAUCAAUUAUGUACAAUAAAACAAUAAACAAUAAUAAAGAUUUAUGUUCAUGUAAA